GCGACACUAAUGUCAGGAUAGGGGCUGUCCCUCUUUCCCUUACCUCUUGUCUCGCUCCUCCUCCCCUUCCUGCAGCUGGGGAAGUUUGUGGUGGACGGAGCCCAUCAAAGGUGUAGCCAUGGCCGGGGUGCUUUCCUACGAGAGCUUGGUGCAUGCUAUGGCUGGGGCUGUGGGCAGCAUGACAGCAAUGACUGUGUUUUUUCCUCUGGAUACAGCUAGGCUAAGACUUCAAGUUGAUGAAAAACGCAAAUCCAAGAGGACACAUGCAGUUCUGUUGGAGAUAAUAAAAGAAGAAGGCCUCCUGGCUCCAUAUCGAGGGUGGUUCCCUGUCAUCUCCAGCCUUUGUUGUUCCAACUUUGUCUAUUUCUAUACAUUUAACAGUCUAAAAGCAGUGUGGGUCAAAGGUCACCAUUCCACCACAGGAAAAGAUUUGACUCUUGGGGUGGUUGCAGGUGUAGUGAACGUAUUGGUGACUACUCCACUUUGGGUAGUGAAUACCCGUCUGAAGCUCCAAGGGGCAAAAUUCAGAAAUGAUGACAUUAUACCAACCAAUUACAAAGGCAUUGUAGAUGCUUUUCAUCAGAUAAUAAGAGAUGAAGGAAUCCUGGCUUUGUGGAAUGGCACUUUCCCCUCAUUGCUGUUGGUGUUCAAUCCUGCCAUACAAUUCAUGUUCUACGAAGGGCUUAAGCGGAAGAUUUUGAAGAAGCAAAUGCAGCUUUCCUCACUAGAUGUAUUUGUCAUUGGAGCAAUAGCCAAAGCAAUUGCCACUACGCUCACUUACCCCAUGCAGACGGUGCAGUCAAUUUUGCGGUUUGGACAUCACCGACUGAACCCAGAAAACAAGAGACUAGGCAGUCUUAAAAAUGUCCUCUACCUUCUUCAGCAGAGAAUAAAGCGCUUUGGAUUAGUAGGACUCUAUAAGGGGCUUGAAGCAAAACUGCUGCAAACUGUCCUCACUGCUGCACUGAUGUUUCUCGUCUAUGAAAAAAUUGCUGCUGCCACAUUCACAGUCAUGCGGUUAAAACGUCCGCUGAAGCACUGAAGUAUUGGCUUCUACAUCUCACUCAGUUUAGGAAAAGAAAACAGGUUCUCAGGAAGCACAGAAGCAAUGUCUGAGGAAUGACUGGAAUAUUCUCUAAAAUUCACAGUACUUUUUUUUACUAUAUUCAUGUUCUCAUGGAGUGUUCCAGAAUAUGUCUGAAGAACAAGCUUGAAGAGAAACCUGGAAGCAUCAGCUGCCAGUCGCUUUAUGAUAGUUAGAGAAUCUUCUUGGGGAUUUUGUUUUAGGAAGUUAAAUGGGGAAUAUUUCAUGAAGUGGAAGUCCAUAAACUCUUUGGAGGGGUUGACUUCCUCUGUAAAGGGAAUGAGGUUGUUCCUCAUGGUAUUUGUUUCAUUUAAAGUAUCCUCUCUCCUUCCUUCUCUACCUUCUGUCAGAUUGUCACAUAUCUGAUAUUGUAUAUUCUCUUUCACAACUGGACUAUUAAAAAAACUUCAUAGAGGA
Molecule: messenger RNA, 1501 nt
Organism: Heteronotia binoei (common prickly gecko)
Lineage: Eukaryota; Metazoa; Chordata; Lepidosauria; Squamata; Gekkonidae
Gene: SLC25A17
Product: solute carrier family 25 member 17
Exons: 9
Coding region: 119-1042 (307 amino acids)
Biological process (GO): transmembrane transport
Cellular component (GO): peroxisomal membrane
Molecular function (GO): coenzyme A transmembrane transporter activity; ADP transmembrane transporter activity; AMP transmembrane transporter activity
Source: RefSeq, a predicted model, not a curated record